AUGUUGAGUACCGAGGCAAGUGAACCAAACGAGCAGAAACCUGGGAUUCCGCCUUCACUACAAUUACCAAUUUCCCCUGAGGAAUGCACUGGAUAUCCCGAAGGAGGAUGGAAAGCGUGGUCCGUUGUGUUCGGAGCGUGGUGUGCCAUGAUCCCAUCCAUGGGGCUAUUGAAUACCCUCGGCGUUUUGCAUGCUUGGAUCAGCACCCAUCAAUUAAGGGACUAUUCUGAAUCUAGUAUUGGAUGGAUAUUUGGCGCCUAUGGCUUUUUUCUUUACUUUGCAGGAGCCCAAGCUGGGCCCAUUUUUGAUGCUUAUGGCCCAAAAUAUAUCGUCAUAUCAGGAUCUGUUGGUAUCGUCGCUUCGUUGGUUUGCUUUAGCUUCAGCACAGAAUAUUACCAAAUAUUCCUUUCCUUCGGUGUGCUAGGUGGACUUUCUGCCUGCAUGCUAUUUACGCCAGCUAUUUCUGCAAUUGGCCACUGGUUUAACGUCCGUCGGGGCUAUGCUACUGGCGUUGCCUGCACAGCUGGUGGGAUCGGAGGGGUACUUUUCCCUCUAAUUAUUCUCUUUGCCGCUCCCAGGAUUGGGUUCCCAUGGGCAAUUCGGAUCAUUGCACUCGUCUCUGCUGUGGUGUGUACAGUUGCUUGCAUUCUUCUGAAGACAAGACUACCUGGAAACAGCAAGGCAGGAACCUCCAUUGAUUUCCGGGCCCUCAAGGACCCUAAAUAUGCCUCCACGACAGUCGCGGUAUUUCUAGUCGAAUUCGCGGUAUUCAUACCCAUCACCUACAUUGCAUCCUACGCAGUGCAUAGGGGCGUCGGGGACACAAUCUCCUACCUUCUGAUCGUAUUCCUCAAUCUCGGCGCCAUCCCAGGCCGCUUCCUACCCGGUCUAAUAGCAGAUAAAAUCGGCCGAUUCAACGUAAUGGUGCUGACAUCAGUCAUCUGCGCAAUCUUGACCCUGGCACUGUGGCUCAAGGCCGGUGAUAACUUGGCUGCGAUUAUCUGUUACGCUGUGUUCUUCGGCUUUUGGAGUGGAGCUGCCAUCAGUCUGACGCCAGUGUGUAUUUCUCAGGUCUGUGCCACCGAAGACAUUGGCAAGAGAACUGGGACCACCUUCACAAUCAGCAGCAUCGGGACGCUUACGGGUAUCCCAAUUGCAGGGGCGAUCCAGCAGCGGUAUGGACAGGGGUAUGGUGGGUUGAUUGUCUUUGGCGGAGUGCUCUAUCUCGCGGCAGCUAUUGCAUUCGCGUUGGCGAGGGGUCCUGUUCAAGUCGACCCUGAGCAGUUGCGGGCAAAGCUAUUAAAUCCACGAGAAGUAUCCACGUCAGACCCAUGCUUCAAACAACUGGACCUAGGCGUCAGCGUUUCCUGGGAGACAGCCUUGCCAUCUAUCUACUUCGACUCCUUCCUACCAGGACAGUUUUACGAAAUCUUCUGGGUGGGAGCACAAAUUCAUUUGUGGGACUGGGGCACAUUAGCGGAGCACAGUAACCGCAAACUCAGUCCCAAGUCCCCUACGGUGGUACUUCCCGGCCGGCCAUAUAAGUCACUGAGCAUUACCGAUGUUGAAAGCGAUAUAGACGAUGUGGGUCCAUUGUCACCUUCGCCCGAACCUAUUUUUGCACCUGCUGGGAUGAGUGGCGGCCCUGUUUUCAGCCUUAGCAUCGUUGGACCCGCUACGCUAUCGACGAAAGAUCGCACUCCAGCAGGCAGACUGCGUUAUCCGGUCACAGUCACACUCUCAUACGAUGCAGCUCCGAAUGCCCUGGACGGAAAGCCGGUUACACUUCAUACGUUCAUUUUCAAGGAUAUCGAUUGCCGCCAGGAUGGAUUCAGGCUCUACUUUGAAAGAAAUUACCAGUGGAGUCCACAUGAACUCGGAGGCCUUUUUACGCACCACAAAUACAGAUUUUCUACUUCUGUUCCGGUAAAUGUUGGCCGCAACGACCAAAAUGAAUUCGUGGCCCUGAUGCUUGGUGAGUCGUGGUCAUUCGCGCGGGAGGUGAGUGAUUUUCCGAAGAAUGUAGCGCCCGGCGAUAAAUUCCGGUACCGGUUCAAGGGAGCCUCGCUUGACUGGUGGGAUUGGGGACAUUAUCGAGGUCAUGAAGAUACUGUGGUGUGGAUUGAUGCCAAGGUCCGCAAUCCGACAGAUAAUGGAGGCCGGCCUGAGCUAACGGUGCCGGCUAAUAACUGGGUCGAGUAUACACUAGUUGAAUGA
Molecule: messenger RNA, 2217 nt
Organism: Penicillium cinerascens
Lineage: Eukaryota; Fungi; Ascomycota; Eurotiomycetes; Eurotiales; Aspergillaceae
Product: putative oxalate/formate antiporter
Exons: 4
Coding region: 1-2217 (738 amino acids)
Biological process (GO): transmembrane transport
Cellular component (GO): fungal-type vacuole membrane
Molecular function (GO): transmembrane transporter activity
Source: RefSeq, a predicted model, not a curated record